This is a messenger RNA of Dreissena polymorpha, 1499 nucleotides long. RefSeq lists its product as uncharacterized. Bases 368 to 1474 code for a protein of 368 amino acids. The transcript is spliced from 2 exons. Lineage: Eukaryota; Metazoa; Mollusca; Bivalvia; Myida; Dreissenidae. Gene Ontology annotation, biological process: DNA recombination; DNA integration. Gene Ontology annotation, molecular function: DNA binding. The record is from RefSeq and is a predicted model, not a curated record.
UGGCCAAAUUGGAAAAAUCAGCAGACAAACUGUUUGGGGAUAAACUGUCAGACAACAUCAAGGCCGUUGACAACACGAAGAUUGUCGUGGCACAGACACAAACAUCCAACAUGCGGCCGACAGUAGGUCAAAACUUCCGGCAAAAGGGAAAAAAGGGUUUUUUAGGCCAGAGGAACCGGUGGGAACACAACAAUCCCACCGGCUACUACCCCCAGAGCCAGAAGAAGCCGAUGAGGAAGUAUUUUCCAGGCAAAAACAACAACAAAGCACAGAUACGGAAGAACUAAAAACAGGAGAAAAUCCUGUUGCCUCGGGUGCUGCAGAAAAUAGCUCAAGACGCCGCCGAAGCGGUGCUCGUGUGUCCAAUAUGGCCGACUCAACCAUGGUGGCCAAGCCUGGUGCCAAUGAUAUGUGCAGAGUGUUACCUACUUCCACAGUCGCAGGAAAUUCUAAUUUUAACACACAAACCCGAGCAAGUACAUCCACUUCAAAAAAUGAGACUCGCAGUUUUCAGAUUAUCAGGAAGGUCCUCAAAAGCCAUGGAAUUUCAAAGUCAACAAGAGACAUUAUUCUUCAGUCUUGGCGAAGCAGUACCAAAAAACAAUAUGACAUUUAUCUUAGAAAAUGGUUUACUUACUGCAAAAAAUCAACUAAUCCCAUUAAACCCCAUAUAAAUGAAGUUUUACAAUUUCUUACCCAGCUAUACACGAACGGACUAAACUAUAGUGCACUAAACACUGCACGUAGUGCUUUAAGUAUUUUUCUCAACAUGUGUAGUAAUAUAAAUAUUCAUGAAAAUGAACUUAUAUCACGAUUCAUGAAGGGUUGUUUCAACAGUCGUCCGUCAUUGCCACGUUAUUGUCAUAUGUGGGAUGUUAAAGUUGUUUUGGACUAUCUUCAUACAUUAAAGAUCUCCACAUUGUUAGAUCUAUCUAGAAAACUGUGUAUACUGCUUUUGUUGGUUACUGGCCAACGCUGCCAGACAAUACAUUCAAUACAACUGAAUGACAUUUCAUUUGACAAAAAUACGACAAUGGUUACUAUACAACCAAAUACAUUGUUAAAACAAUCUCGACCGGGAAAACAUUUAAAGCCUAUGUAUUUAAAAGCUUAUGAGGGUAAAAUGAAUGUUUGUGUUGUUAAAACGUUAGUUGAAUAUUUGGACCGUACUAAAGAAAUUCGAAACAGUCAGUUUUUAUUCAUAACAACUACUAGUCCGUACAAGACCGCCUCAAAAUCUACCAUUAGUCGUUGGAUUAAAGACAUUAUGAGAGCGGCUGGUGUUGAUGAAGUAUUCAAACCACACAGUACUAGAUCAGCCGCCACUUCUAAGGCGAGUCUGGUAGGACUGUCCUUACAGCAUAUUUUAGACACUGCUGGGUGGUCAAAUGCAAAAACGUUUGCAACAUUCUAUCAAAAAACUAUUGUAGAACCAUCUUCUAUGCAAUUUCAAUCAGCCGUGUUGGAUACAUGAAAUAAAUGCUGUGUAUUUUAAAAAA